AUGAAACCGAACGGCAGCGUGGCAAACGUUGAGAGAAACCCGCCUAAGGUAGCCGCAGCACCAGCGACAACCGACGACAGUACGUUCGCGAUUGUGAGCAAACAAUUUCUCUGCUGCACUCCGGUUCGAUCGAUCCGGUGGCAUGGUUUGCUAAACAACGAACUGUCCUGGGAGCAGCAGGCCCGCUUGCUGGACGUCACAGUAGACCAUCCAUUGGUGCUACGUUAUCCGCUCAGCUUCGACUAUCAAGCGGCGUUCCUGAAGCACAUUAUCGCACAGCUGUCAAGGAUGAACGUUGAGCAGCACGAUCGGUUGUACGAAAAAUACUGCGCGAUGCUUGCUCCUGGAACGGAGCUUCCCCUGGACGACCCGUCCAUCGGGUUGAGCUACAAACAUUACGAGCUGCCGCACGGGCAGGGUGUCAUUUCGCUGAAGGAAUCUGGCGCGUUCGUGUCGGAUGGAACUACUGGGCUGUGCAGCUGGCAGGCGGCCAAAGCACUUUGCGAACACAUAUCCAACAACCGGGACGAUUUUCACGGCCGUAACAUCCUCGAGCUCGGUUCGGGCGUGGGUCUGUCCGGAAUCUACCUAGCGAAGUGCUAUGAACCCUCGAUCAUCGUAAUGUCUGAUUGCCACUCGUCAGUGCUCUCCGCGCUGAAGGAAAACGUCAAGCUUAACUUUCCGAACGCCGCAUCGGUGGAUUGUGACAAUCCUUUAGUCAGCCUGCUGCUGGACAGCGGCAACACGCUGAUCGGCGUGAUGGAUCUGGACUGGCAGUACGUGAGUGCGUCCAACCUCAGCCAGCUGAUCGAACCGGACGUAAUCGUGGCGGCGGACAUCGUGUAUGAUCAUACGCUCUUUCCGGCUCUUCUGUCGACGCUGAACUACAUUUUCUGCCUGUCAAACAAUCGGUGCAAAUUCGUACUGGCGUGUACCGAACGCAACCAGGAUACGCUGAAUGAGUUCCUGCAGCUGCUAAUCACGGCGAAGUUUCGCAUCAACGAGGAGACGGUUUCACCAUCGCGCCACUUCAACUGGGACAGCAGCGCUUCCACCAUACGGAUCUUCACGAUUUCGAGGGCUUUCGCGUAGGAACGAACAAUAGCAACCGCUGCACGGAACUUUGCUUCUCUCCCAUCGUCUUUUGAUAACAUUUUUCAAGUUUCACUUCGCUACGUCAAAACAACAACCUACUCUUAUAUGCUUCCGUUGAGCAUGUACUUAUCUUAAACUAAAUUGAUCGAAACUAUAUCACUCAUCUAUUCUUACUCGCUAUCGCUAAUGAUGUAACCUCCUUCGUGCUUAAACGGCGCGGCCAUGCACAUGCACGGCUUGCUGCACCGCACGCUCUUAACGACCAACAUUGGCCAUGGGCGACAUAUCCUCAGCCCGUGGACUAGACGAAACAAGACAUAUAAAGAAACGCAAAGUAUAAAGCUUAGGCUAAAAAAAUAAAUAGAUUAAAAUAAAUAGACAAACCUUAAAGUACACUUAUGCACACCGUACACGAGCAUACCACGAGCGG
Anopheles nili is the source of this 1525-nucleotide messenger RNA. Its product is annotated as protein-lysine N-methyltransferase EEF2KMT. Bases 1 to 1092 code for a protein of 363 amino acids. The transcript is spliced from 3 exons. Lineage: Eukaryota; Metazoa; Arthropoda; Insecta; Diptera; Culicidae. The record is from RefSeq and is a predicted model, not a curated record.